This is a messenger RNA of Polychytrium aggregatum, 2022 nucleotides long. RefSeq lists its product as uncharacterized. Lineage: Eukaryota; Fungi; Chytridiomycota; Chytridiomycetes; Polychytriales. The record is from RefSeq and is a predicted model, not a curated record. Gene Ontology annotation, molecular function: tRNA binding; ATP binding; lysine-tRNA ligase activity. The transcript has 3 exons. Gene Ontology annotation, cellular component: cytoplasm; cytosol. The coding region runs from base 157 to 1902 and encodes 581 amino acids. Gene Ontology annotation, biological process: lysyl-tRNA aminoacylation.
GAGACCGAGAGCGAGGGCGAGCCGCCACAAGCCACACCAUCGCCUGACUCACGCCCAUUUUUUUUCUGGCCUGAUCCGGCGCGCUAUCGACAAAACCACUCGGCCCGCCCUCCUGUCGUCCAUCACCUUGCCCCCAUCUGCGCCCUGAUCAACGCCAUGGCUGACAACAACGACGUCAACCUCGUCCUCGAUGAACUCACCGGAGAGAAGGUGUCCAAGUCCGAGCUCAAGCGCCGCAUCAAGCAGCGUGAGAAGGAGGCCAAGAAGGCCGCCAACCCUGCCAAGCCCGCCCCCGCUGGCGGCGCUGCUGCCACGGCCGAUGCCAGCAAUGAAGAGGCCGAGGAGGCCCUGGAUCCCCGAAUGUAUUUCGAGAACCGCUCCAAGACUUUCCUGAAGCUCCGCGAGUCUCCCGAGACCUACCCUUACCCGCACAAGUUCAGCGUCGACAUCUCGCUGCCUGCUUUUAUCGAAAAGUACAACGGCAUCCAGGCCGGUGAGCACCUCGAGGAGGUCGUCUGCGUCGCCGGACGCAUCCACAACAAGCGUUCGUCCGGCGCCAAGUUGAGGUUCUACGAUCUCCACGCCGAGGGCGUCAAGAUCCAGAUCAUGGCCGCCUUCCAGGACCAGGACCCCAGCCGCGAGUUUGCCAAGGUCCACGAGAACCUUCGCCGUGGUGAUAUUGUCGGCGUCCGCGGCGUGCCCGGCAAGUCCAAGAAGGGCGAGCUGUCGAUCUUCCCCAAGGACAUUAUCCUCCUGACCCCCUGCUUGCGCAUGCUCCCCAAGUCCAACUAUGGCUUCACCAACCAGGAAUCCCGCUACCGCCAGCGUUUCCUGGAUCUGAUCAUGAACAACAACGUCCGCGACAAGUUCAUCGUCCGCGCCAAGAUCAUCAACUACCUGCGCCGCUACCUCGACAACCUGGGCUUCCUUGAAGUCGAGACUCCCAUGAUGAACAUGAUCGCCGGCGGUGCCACCGCGCGCCCCUUCCUGACCCACCACAACGACCUCAAGCUCGACAUGUUUAUGCGCAUUGCCCCCGAGCUCUACCUCAAGCAACUCGUCGUUGGUGGCCUCGACCGUGUCUACGAGAUUGGCCGCCAGUUCCGCAACGAAGGCAUCGAUCUGACCCACAACCCCGAGUUCACCACCUGCGAGUUCUAUAUGGCCUACGCCGACAUGUACGAUCUGAUGGAGAUUACCGAGGCGUUCCUCUCCAGCAUGGUCAAGUACAUCACUGGCGGCUACAAGAUCACCUACCACCCGAACGGCCCUGAGGGCGUCGCCUGGGAGAUUGACUUCACCCCUCCCUUCCGUCGCGUGCGCAUGAUCCCUGAGCUUGAGCGCAUUCUCAAGUGCAAGUUCCCCUCGGGCGAAGAGCUCGCAACCGACAAGGGAGCCAAGUUCCUGUCGGAUCUCUGCAUCAAGCACAAGGUUGAGUGCAGCGCUCCUCGCACCGCCUCGCGACUCCUGGACAAGCUCGUGGGAGAGUUUAUCGAGGUCGACUGCAUCAACCCCACCUUCAUUAUGGAGCAUCCCCAGAUCAUGUCGCCCCUUGCCAAGGCCCAUCGCAGCAUCAAGGGCAUGUGCGAGCGCUUCGAGUGCUUCGUCGCUACCAAGGAAAUCUGCAACGCCUAUACCGAGUUGAACGAUCCUUUCGACCAGCGCGAGCGCUUCGAACAGCAGGCCAAGGACAAGGAUGCCGGUGAUGACGAAGCCCAGCUGAUUGACGAGACAUUCUGCCAAUCUCUGGAGUAUGGUCUGCCCCCCACUGGUGGCUGGGGUCUGGGUCUGGAUCGUCUCACAAUGUUCUUGACUGAUUCCAACAACAUCAAGGAGGUUCUGCUGUUCCCUGCUAUGAAGCCCGAAACUGCUGCCGAGAAGGCUGCUCGUGAAGGCAAUUAGAGCACCCGAGACAUUAUGGAGGACAGUGACUGUGUGCGAGCGAGUUGGUCCCCUGUUCUGCUGCGUACAUGGCGAAUCUGAACAUACGAUCGUGAAUGAAGCGGAUUGAGAGUUCCUGAA